Molecule: messenger RNA, 2255 nt
Organism: Pipistrellus kuhlii (Kuhl's pipistrelle)
Lineage: Eukaryota; Metazoa; Chordata; Mammalia; Chiroptera; Vespertilionidae
Gene: TGFB2
Product: transforming growth factor beta 2
Exons: 8
Coding region: 533-1861 (442 amino acids)
Biological process (GO): regulation of cell population proliferation; transforming growth factor beta receptor signaling pathway; BMP signaling pathway
Cellular component (GO): extracellular region
Molecular function (GO): type III transforming growth factor beta receptor binding; type II transforming growth factor beta receptor binding; cytokine activity
Source: RefSeq, a predicted model, not a curated record
CCUCCCGGCCACUCGCCUCUCUUCCCCCCGGCUCGUCGCUCCGAGGAAACUUUUUUUUCCAACUCUUCCCCCCUCCUCCUCCUCCCAAUUGAAGGAUCCCUUUGCCCAACGCAUAGUCCCGUUUCCACUUUGGGAACGACUGGCCUCUUCUUAGGGAAGGAAUUCUCCAGCAACAGACCUAGAGACCUUUCUCUCUCUCUCUCUGUCUCUCUCUGUCUCUCUCUCUGCCUCUCUCUCUGUCUCUCUCUCGCUCUCGCUCUCGCUCUCUCGCUCUCUCUUUCCCUCUCUCUAUUGGACAGGGACUCGAUUGUUAGCAAAAGUUUCUCAUUUAAAAAAAAAAUCAUCUGCCUGAGCUGUAUUUGCAGAUCGGUUGGGUUUCUUUUGCAUUUCUGUCUCUAUUUUUAUUAUUAUUAUUAUUAUUAUUAUUAUUUUGGUGCCAUUUUUUGGAAACUUUUUUUUUAAGGGGGAAAGAAAAAACAACCCCAACUUUUUCCACCUUUAAGAGAAGGAGAGGAAAAAAAAAAUAAAUAAAAUGCAGUCCUGUGUGCUGCGCGCCGUCCUGCUGCUGCACUGGGUGCCGGCCGCGCUCAGCCUGUCGACGUGCAGCACCCUCGACAUGGACCAGUUCAUGCGCAAGAGGAUCGAGGCGAUCCGCGGGCAGAUCCUCAGCAAGCUGAAGCUCACCAGCCCCCCGGAGGACUACCCGGAGCCCGAGGACGUGCCCCCAGAGGUUAUCGCCAUCUACAACAGCACCCGGGACCUGCUGCAGGAGAAGGCCGGCCGCCGCGCCGCCGCCUGCGAGCGGGAGCGCAGCGACGAGGAGUACUACGCCAAGGAGGUCUACAAGAUCGACAUGCCGCCCUUCUUCCCCUCCGAAACUGUCUGUCCAGUUGUCACAACACCCUCUGGCUCAGCGGGCAGCUUGUGUGCCCGGCAGUCCCAGGUGCUCUGUGGGUACCUUGAUGCCAUCCCGCCCACAUUGUACAGACCCUACUUCAGAAUCGUCCGCUUUGAUGUCUCAGCCAUGGAAAAGAAUGCUUCCAAUUUGGUGAAGGCGGAGUUCAGAGUCUUCCGUCUACAGAACCCCAAAGCCAGGGUGCCCGAACAGCGGAUCGAACUGUACCAGAUUCUCAAAUCCAAGGAUUUGACGUCUCCAACCCAGCGCUACAUCGACAGCAAAGUGGUGAAAACAAGAGCGGAAGGGGAAUGGCUUUCCUUCGACGUGACCGACGCUGUUCACGAGUGGCUCCACCACAAAGACAGGAACCUGGGAUUUAAAAUCAGUUUACACUGCCCCUGCUGCACCUUUGUGCCGUCCAAUAACUACAUCAUCCCCAAUAAAAGCGAAGAACUAGAAGCGAGAUUUGCAGGUAUUGAUGGCACCUCCACAUAUACCAGUGGUGAUCAGAGAACUAUAAAGUCCACUAGGAAAAAAAACAGUGGGAAGACCCCACAUCUCCUGCUAAUGUUGUUACCCUCCUACAGACUGGAGUCACAACAGUCCAACCGGCGGAAGAAGCGUGCUCUAGACGCAGCCUACUGCUUUAGAAAUGUGCAGGAUAAUUGCUGCCUACGUCCACUUUACAUUGACUUCAAGAGGGAUCUUGGGUGGAAAUGGAUCCAUGAACCUAAAGGGUACAAUGCCAACUUCUGUGCUGGGGCAUGCCCGUAUUUAUGGAGUUCAGACACUCAGCACAGCAGGGUUCUCAGCUUAUAUAACACCAUCAACCCGGAGGCAUCCGCCUCUCCUUGCUGCGUGUCCCAAGACUUGGAACCUCUCACCAUCCUCUAUUACAUCGGCAAGACCCCCAAGAUCGAACAGCUGUCCAACAUGAUAGUGAAGUCUUGCAAAUGCAGCUAAGAGCCUUGGGAAAGUGGCAAGAUGGUAACCACAUGAUGAUGAUGAUGAUGAUGAUGAUGAUGAUUUGAUCACAACGUAACAAGUUUGUAAGGAGGAACCUAAGAGAGCUUGCUUUGUCAGUGUUAAAAAAAAAAAAUCCUUUGAAAAGCGGUACUAGUUCAGACACGUGGAAGUGUGCGUCCUGUUUGUUAAAACUGGCAUCCAAAACAAAACGAAGCAAAAAACAACAGCAACAACAACAAAUGCGUGGAAGGCUUGAUUCUACAUUGCACCUACUCCGUAAGUGAGAGAGACAAGAAGCAAAACCUUUUUUUUUUUUUUUAAGGAAAAAAAUAAAUAAACACUGGAAGAAUUUGUUAGUGUUAAUUAUGUGAAAGGAAACAACACACACACA